Molecule: messenger RNA, 1182 nt
Organism: Vigna radiata var. radiata (mung bean)
Lineage: Eukaryota; Viridiplantae; Streptophyta; Magnoliopsida; Fabales; Fabaceae
Product: GDSL esterase/lipase At1g29670-like
Exons: 6
Coding region: 1-1182 (393 amino acids)
Molecular function (GO): hydrolase activity, acting on ester bonds
Source: RefSeq, a predicted model, not a curated record
AUGGAAAAAUCUGUUAGGGUUUCUUUCUUUUCCAAAAAUCAGAAACAGGGUUUCUACUUCCUCCCCCUAAAAUCAAAGAGAGUAUCUUCAUCUUCAUCCACCGCUCCAGAUCGCCAAGCUGCUCCAGAUCGCCAAGCUGCUCCAGAUCGGCGAGCCCUUCAGUUCAUGCUUGGUGGGGCGUUGCAUUCCAAAACCCAAAUGGGAAACUUGCAUUGGUCGCAUAAACGUUCACUAGUGCUAUGUUUGUUGGGAAUGCUUUUAAUACCUUCCUUGUGUCAAAGUAAAGUAGCAACUGGUGUUUACAUUGUUACUCUGAGACAAGCUCCUGCUUCUCACUACUAUCAUGAGUUUUGUGCUAUAUUUGAGAGAUUGUAUGAUCUUUUGGUUCUUUCAGACAUCAGAGUGUUACAAAGGCAGAUCAGGGAUAUGGUCUUUAAGGGGGAGACAUAUCUGAAGCUCUAUAGCUAUCAUUACUUGAUUAAUGGAUUUGCUGUGCUGGGGGAUUGUUUGUCUUUAGACAAACAAAUUGAAUACUUCACCUCAACUGUGGCCAACGAUCUUCCAAGAAACAUACAUAGCAAAACAAAACUAAGGCAUUACUUAGCCAAUUCCUUAUAUCUCUUAUCAAUUGGAUCUAAUGAUUACAUGUUGAAUUAUUUCAAGUAUCCAAAUGGAACCAAUAACAAUCUAAAUCCAGAAAAAUAUGCANAUUACCUACUUGAACAACUGGUUUCACGUAUCAAGAAAAUUUAUGAUCUUGGAGCUCGAAAGUUUGUGGUAAGUAGAAUUGGUCAAAUUGGUUGCACACCAGUAUNUGUUGUAAGGACACCAUAUUCCCAAAAAUGCAAUGAAGAUAUAAAUCAGAAGGUUAAACACUACUCAAACAAACUCCCUGGGAAGCUACAAGAUUUGCAAACUCAACUCUCACAUUCACACUUUAUUAAUUUGGAUAAUUACAAUUUCACCCAGAAAAUAAGAAAUUCUCCUAAAAACUAUGGGUUUAGAUAUAUUUUUGACUCUUGUGUCCAAGGAAGGAAACCUUGUGCAAACCGGAAUGAAUAUUAUUUUUUUGACUUUGCUCACCCUACUGAAGCUACAAAUAAAAUAUAUGCAAAUGAGUGCUUUAGUGGAACCCAAUUGUGCCUUCCUUACAAUAUUAUGAAAUUAAUUCAUGCAAAUUAA